AUGACCGAUCAGGAAGAGAGAAGCGGCAGGAAGCGCGCCAGGGGCGACGAGGACGAGCAUCAGAUCCAACGCCCGUUACGGUGGGUCCCGGGCAAACUCGUCGACUAUACGGGAGCGCCUGUGUCCCAGAAAGACUUUGAUGAUUGGUUAAGAAGCAUACCGGCUUGGAUGCAGGGCCUCGUUUUGAAGCACAAAGAGAGACUCGCUUCGAUGGACCACGAACUGGGAGGCAGACGUCAGGGCCAUGUGGAUGGCGAGGAGGGUGAGAACUGGGACGAAGAGGAGGGGGAGGAGGAGGAAGAAGAAGAAGAGAAUGCGGAGGAGGAGCAUGAGCGGCCGGCGCGGAAGAGAAGACGUAUCAGGGGGGCGGGCUCACUGUCACCGGAUCGUGGGGACCCGGACGAGGCAGUUCCAGAGUGGUUCGACAGCACGGCAGGCUCAGAUGUUGACCUGGAGGCGACGAACUCUCAGGCUCGUUUACUGUCGCACGAAGGACGACAAGAUGACCCUACGGGAGACGAUGGGACCAGUCUAAACCGUGGGGAGGGAUCAGAGGACGAUGAAGUCAUGGAGAAAAGGGUUGUACGACGUCAACAGGGCGAGUUGGUACCGAUUUCCAGCAAGAAGACUCGCACCAAGACAACCACGACGACAAGAACCGGGAGCGACGGUACGACUACGACGACCGUCACCAAGAGGACUACGAAAGUAUCAAGGAAGAGAUUUGAGAGACGAUAA
Molecule: messenger RNA, 738 nt
Organism: Colletotrichum siamense
Lineage: Eukaryota; Fungi; Ascomycota; Sordariomycetes; Glomerellales; Glomerellaceae
Exons: 1
Coding region: 1-738 (245 amino acids)
Source: RefSeq, a predicted model, not a curated record